AUGGGACGGGGCAGCCGUGGAAGCGGCCAUCAGUCGUUUCGUCGCCCCGUCGACUUGACUGGCGUCAUCUCCAUCGCCGAGAGAAACGACUUGACUACUCUAGUCAGUGCCAUCACGGACAAGAUGCACAACGACGUCAGUGCUAUCUUUGAUUCUCCUCCCGUCGCCACCUUGCACGCCGGACGCGAGCACCAUACCCACUGGCUUUCGUUUGCCAUCUUUGGCUGCCAUGCGGGCGACAAGGACAUGAAAGCAUCUGCGGCUCCUUCGUCACAGCACGAGGUUGCCGGCGAUGGGUCCAAGUCUUUCGCCAAGGCCCAUGAGAUCGUCGAAAAGGAAGAGGCCGAGGCAAUGACGCCUCAGCUGCGCGAGCUGAAGAAGGAAGCUCUCGUUUUUUUCCGAAAGUGGCAGAACACAGUCAUCCAGCGCACUCGAGAAAUCCACAUCCAUGAAACGCCUGCUGCUCUGGGUAACCCUCGAGGUCGGGGCGGCCGCGGGCCUCGUGGUGGCUUUCGUGGACGAGGUGCACGCACUGGCGCUGGAAACGGCGGCAAUAGCUCGACUCUGGCGAUCGGCACAGGACCACCGCGAGUCCCUACGAACCCCAUGGACCCUGAGCUUGCCAAGACGUUUCCGCCGAUCCCAAACACUCUGUGGGCUCUGCACCUCGAGAAAAGAAAGAUUCUGCUCCAUGUCGCCAUCUUGCUCGUUUUAUCGCUGCAGGAAUACGGCGCAAACGCUCGAGUCUUGUUGCUUCACCUUUCGUCGUCCCUGAGUCUUUCCCGAGACUUAUAUCAGGGCGAUGAGCUCCGCGUUUCUCGAGCACUCGCCAAAACCGCACUUCAGUUCGCCGAGGCCCAGGAGCUCGACCCAAAACCAGAAGAGAGCAAAGGCCCUCGCCGGUGCAGGGCUGGCCUCGGAGGCGGUUCUGGCCUCAACGAUAGCGUCGCGGUCCGGCUCAAGGCAGAGGGUGUUGGCAGCGUGCAAAAUGGCGCUGGCUUGACAGUUGCUGCUGUGGCAGGACUACUCGGACCCAUGGCAGAGCACGGCCACCUGCUCGGUAAUCUCUAUGGCAUCAGCCCUGUCAGACCGACCAGCAAAAUGUUGGAGGGUUGUUGCCGGGAGAUCCAGGAUUUCGCCUUUCUUCGCUUGUACGACGAUACACGUUCCGAAUAUCGCGGCGCGAGAGAGACGCCAGCCGAGAAUCGCAGGCUUCGUCUGACCAUUGCCAUGAGUGGUUGUCUCUCUGAGGAGAAGGACGUGGUCAAGCCAUGGCAAUGCCUUGGUCCGUCGGCCGAGUCAUACGCGACUGUCAUCAAGAGUACGGCUUGGGCCAGCGCCAAGAAGGAGAUAAUGACGCGGUCAAUCUUUUCGAGCCUCAUGGAUUCCCACUGGCCCGUUUCUUUGCUCAAGAUCAGCAAGAUCAUCGACAACCCGUGGAGCAUGGGAAUGGUGCGAGCCGAGAAAGCGGGCGCCCUUCUCGCCGAUGCCAUUGUUCGGCACAAGUUUCAAGGAGAGCGAUCCGUCUCCCUCAUCGGCUACGGCCUGGCAUCCCGGGCCAUUUACACGUGCCUCAUGGUGCUGGCGGAGCGCCGCCAGUUUGGAUUGAUCGACUCGGUCGUCAUGAUGGGCACGCCGGCCCCGUCGGAGAGCCGCGUGUGGCUUACUCUCAAGAGCGUCGUGACGGGCCGACUGGUGAAUGUGUACUCGGAACAAGACUUCAUCCUUGGCUUCCUCUAUCGCACCUCGAAUAUCCAUUUCGGCGUUGCCGGCCUGCAGGAGAUUCAGGGGGCGCAUGGGGUGGAGAAUCACUGCGUCGAAGACCUUCCGCGAGGCCACCUGGACUACCAGAACCUCACAGGCCGGAUUCUCGAAGACAUUGGCUGGGAGGGCAUCGAGGCCAAGGCGGCCCCAAAGGCGGCCCCAAGGGCGGAUCGCGUCCAGAAGCGGCCGGGGUCGAAAAGGGCGAAGUCGGCCAAGUAG
Hirsutella rhossiliensis is the source of this 1983-nucleotide messenger RNA. RefSeq lists its product as uncharacterized. NCBI's taxonomy places the organism in Eukaryota, Fungi, Ascomycota, Sordariomycetes, Hypocreales, Ophiocordycipitaceae. The transcript is spliced from 4 exons. The coding region runs from base 1 to 1983 and encodes 660 amino acids. The record is from RefSeq and is a predicted model, not a curated record.